This is a messenger RNA of Dovyalis caffra, 720 nucleotides long. The record is from the annotation of a GenBank genome assembly. NCBI's taxonomy places the organism in Eukaryota, Viridiplantae, Streptophyta, Magnoliopsida, Malpighiales, Salicaceae.
AUGGUGGUUUCUUUGGAAGGAUGGCUGUCUCAUGGUUGUUUGGAGGAAGAGAGAGCUGCUCUCUUGCAAAUCAAACAUAUUCUUGAUUUUCCAACUCGCACAUCCCUGCCCUCUUGGAGAGAAGAUGAUGCUGACUGUUGUAGUUGGCAACGGAUCGAGUGCAAUGUCACUACAGGGCGAGUUACUCUCAUUGACCUGUCGUAUGCAAGGGAUUUGGAAUUGGGAGAUUGGUACCUAAAUGCCUCUUUGUUUCUUCCCUUUGAAGAACUCAACGAUCUUUCUCUAUCUAGAAAUGGGAUAGUUGGUUGUGUUGAAAAUGAAGGUUUUCAAAAACUAUGGAAACUUGACAAUUUGGAGAUUCUCGAUUUAGGUGAUAAUAAUUUCAACAAUACCAGCACCCUAAUAUCAUCUCUAAGUGGGCUUUUAUCUUUGAAAUCAUUAUAUCUGAACAACGUUGGACUCAAAGGAUCAAUUAAUAUUCAUGAUUUGAAUCGCCUAAGAAACUUGGAGGUUUUGGAUCUUAGAGGAAAUGAAAUUGAAGGUUUCAAAUCCUAUCAUGGUGGUGAAAAACUAUUGACAUUGAAUAAUUUGAAGUAUCUUGGGUUAGAUAAUAAUCGCUUCGAUAACAAUAUUCUAUCGUCUCUUAAAGGGCUUUCAUCUCUCAACUAUCCGAACAUAGCUUAUAACAGAGUGAAGAGAUUAAUAAAUUUAAAAGGUUAA